Grus americana (Whooping crane) is the source of this 528-nucleotide messenger RNA. RefSeq names its product RNA polymerase I subunit H (gene POLR1H). The record is from RefSeq and is a predicted model, not a curated record. The transcript has 5 exons. Gene Ontology annotation, cellular component: RNA polymerase I complex. The coding region runs from base 97 to 462 and encodes 121 amino acids. Lineage: Eukaryota; Metazoa; Chordata; Aves; Gruiformes; Gruidae. Gene Ontology annotation, molecular function: DNA-directed RNA polymerase activity; nucleic acid binding; zinc ion binding. Gene Ontology annotation, biological process: termination of RNA polymerase I transcription; DNA-templated transcription.
GAAGGGGCGGGGCGGCGCAGCGCAGUCGCGCGGCUGGGCUGGAAGGUUUCCCUUUUACGCGCGCGCUCCGGCCGCUCUAGGCGCCGCGGAGGAGCCAUGGAGCUGCCCCCCUCCUGCUUCCAGUCCUGCCUGGAUUUCUGCCCCGAGUGCGGCUCCGUCCUGCCCCGGCCGGGCCCCCACAGCACCGUCUGCUGCCCCCGCUGCGCCUUCACCCUCCAGACCGCCGAUUUUGAGGGUAAAACCAUCCGCAGCACCAUCGAGUUCAACCGGCUGGACCCCACAGCGGGGCGGGGGCCGGAUCCUGCACCCCACCUCGAGGGGCCCCUGGUGGAGCGGCGCUGCCCCCGCUGCGGGCACGAGGGCAUGGCGUACCGUACGCGGCAGAUGCGCUCAGCCGACGAGGGCCAGACCGUCUUCUACACCUGCCCCCACUGCCGGUUUCAGGAGAAGGAGGAUUCGUGACGGGGUUUCCUCCCCCUCCCUGCCCCCCCCCGUGGGUAAUAAAAGCUCCUGGGGUUUUUUAUUUGG